Molecule: messenger RNA, 1078 nt
Organism: Arachis ipaensis
Lineage: Eukaryota; Viridiplantae; Streptophyta; Magnoliopsida; Fabales; Fabaceae
Source: RefSeq, a predicted model, not a curated record
AUUUGAAACCGUUGACUUUUUAUAUGAUCAUCCAUUCAUCCACACACAACACCCAAAUGGCCAUAACUUCAUUUUGCCACAAACCAUAACCAACAUGGCUAACAAAAACAAAGCCACAGAAAAAUUUUCAAGAACAAGAUCAUGAGCAACCACAACACAACUAGUGAUUCUUCUUCAGGAUUCCUUGGAUCCAAUGACAUAAGUGGAUUUGGCUAUGGCAUUGGAAUCUCAAUUGGGAUUCUUCUACUCAUCACAACAAUCACACUCACCUCAUACUUUUGCACAAGAACACAAGUUCCAAACAAUAACAACAGUAGGAGUAGGAGUAAUCCUACUCCAGGUUCAAGGAGGAGCACCCAAGUAUUCCUCGAACCGCAACACACGGUGGUCGAUGUGGGACUAGAUGAAGCAACAAUUCUUGGGUACCCAAAGAUGCUUUACUCAGAAUCAAAGAAACUCAACAAGAAAUCUGAUGAUUCAACAUCAACAUGUUGCUCAAUUUGUCUUGGAGAUUAUAAGGGAAGUGAUAUGCUUAGAGUGUUACCAGAUUGUGAACAUGUUUUUCAUCUGAAGUGCAUAGAUCCAUGGUUGAGAUUGCAUCCAACUUGUCCUCUUUGCAGAACAUCACCAAUUCCAACACCACUUUCUACUCCUCUUGCUGAGGUUGUUCCAUUAGCAACAAGAAGAGAUUGAUUCAUAUCAUAGGUAGUUUUUUUUUUUAAUUUAAUUUUUUUUCUCAUCAUUGUCAGAUUUGCCCAUACUAAUCACUAAAGAAGCAUUUAUCUCUUAGAGGGUAUUUUUUAUUUUUGUGUUUUUUUCUCCUUUAUGGUACUUUAUUGAUUGAUUCUAUAGGAAGGUUUUCAAGUGUACCGUUGAUCUUAAUUAUAAAAAGUAUACUUUUUAUAAUUAAGAUCAACGAUUAAAAAUCAGUGAAAUACCGGUACGACGGCACACUUGAAAAUUUUUCGAUUCUAUAUUGUAAAUUCUUCUUAUGCAAUAUCUUUAGUCAGAAAAAUAAAGAAUUGUUGGAAAUUGAAGAUAAAUUGUUCCAUUAGAAACCAAAAGAGAUUCAUAGGUA